CUUCCAGCCCAUGUUGACAUAACAAUAGCAUGCUUAGAACUUGCAUACAACAGUUGUACAAGAGCAUUGAAGGAGCCAGCGGAAUAGAAGUCCAAUAGUAUCCGCCUGUAGUCUCGCCGCGCCUUCUCCUACACCUAGAAAUAUACUGCUGCAUAACAUAGAUACCUUGCGCUGAUUGGCGCAGCUUCUUCGAAACGGGGACGCAGAAUGUGCAAUUACGAGGUCGACGGGCCCGUAGUAAGCACUAGCCUGCGCAUUAAAGACCGCUUCAAGCAGCGAGACUUCUCGGCGCUGCUGUCGGAUUUCUUUGCUUACAGCAGCCAACAUGAGCCUCAAAAACGCCGAGCUGUUGUGGUUGUAUCACACUCGGGCACGAUAUCUAACAUGCUCUUUAGUCACACCGCCAAGAAGGAGGAGCAGGUCCUUCAUGGCAAGUGCAUCCUCAAGCCCCGGAACGCUUCCGUGAUUGCCAUCUAUGACGACGGAUGCCUGGGGCUGCGGCACGAGGGAACCCUGCCGAAAUCCAAGUCAGACGAGCUCCACGAAUACUUCACGGUGCCCCAGUUCGAGCAGUUCGCGCACGGCGUGCAGUUCCAGUACACGCCACCUUCAUCGUGCCUGCUGUUGCUCGUCCGGCAUGGAAUUGCGGUCAACAACGUGAACAAGGCCUUCACUGACGACAAUCUGACGCAUGAGGGCGAGGUUUCCAUGAUCAAGGCGGCGCUGCGCAUAUCACACCUGCUGCAGCAGCACGACAUCGCCUCAGUCGGCAUCUUCUCGUCUGCCUGCAUGCGCACGCAGCACAGCUCGAUGCUCCUCUACCAGGUUCUGCAAGGCAGCGGCCUCGGCGGCCUCAGCGGGCACCGACCGGGUCGGCUCAUGUCGAGCCGCUCGCUGCCGUGCCUCACUACGGGCCUGCACAACCAGGGCCAGCGCCACGGAGGUCGCGGCGGCGAGGGCGAGGGCUGUGGAGAGGAGCCAUGGCUCAAGGGAGCCAUACCCGUGGGCCAUCCAUCCGCGGUGGGCAAGGUGCACUAAGAAUGCAAGUGGAAACGUGGUUGGCGCCUUGGCGCCUGGCGUACUCGACCGGAAAUUGACUGUACGAAUACUGUGUACAGGCCAUGAAGUAAUUGCAAAUAUUUAAGCAAUGGGCCAACAAUUUGGCAGGCACAUCACACUCUACGUGCUGACGGAAUGUGCACUGGAAUUGUUGGUCCUUUUUCGUCUCAGCUGAGAGGCUACGGAGCAUGUUUGGUAGCUUGUCGUACGCGUGUCGCCAAGCAUUGGAAGAUCCCAUGUGUUCUACGGCGCUGCGCUCAGAACACUAGGUACACAUGCAAUGAUUGUCGGCAUAGAAGCAACACCCGUGGGCCACCCAUCCGCGGCGGACACCCAUACGCGGUGGGCAAGGUUCGUUAGGAGUACAGGGCUUGAAUUGACUGACUGUACAAGUACAACAAUUUCAUGUGGCUGAUUGUCAAUGGGCCAACGGGGUUGCGUUGGGUGUGAGGGAUCAGCGCUCCAGGCUGCUGCAGGGUGUGUUUACUUUGCCAGGGAUCCGUGCUUUCUCCCUGUGGCGUUCGCUCAGAGUGCUCUCUUCGUUGCGGGAGCCCUGGCCGAGGCCAUGGAGAGUGUGGUGCCGGGUGCGUGUGCCGCUGCGGUGGUGCUCGCGCCGCGCGACUGUCGUCGGCCUUCCUGGCGGCGUGUGGCCUCGUGCGUUACGCCCAAUACAAGUGCAGCACGCGCGCACAUGCACUGCCAUGCGCCGCCUUUUUGGCACUUGUUUCGUAGGCCACGUCCGGAUUUGCGGGGAUGCCAAAGGCCCCCAACAUAGAGGCGUGUGCUUAGUAGGCGCCCGCGUCAAGGUGGCUGGGUUGAUAACGACCCGGGAUCAGCCCUUUUCCUGCCUCCCUAAGGCAGCCACCUCCUUGUUGGCACCUGUUUCGUAGGCAGAGGGUGACUGGGUGGCAGUGGGUGACCGGUGGGUGGCAGUGGGUGACGAGGAGGAGAUGAGACAGAAGCACACAGGCUGUUAAAUUGUAUGCACAUGUUUGCAGUUUGUUAGUUAAGCAAGGUAAGUGCUUGAGGUAAGUGCUAGGCAGGGUGUUGAAGAUAGACAGACUUCUGGUGGCAGCACCCAUUGCGGGGAGACUGUUGCAGGGGUCACUAUUUGAGUUUGUGCAGGGUUGGUAUCAUGGCCACAGGAUGUUGCCAGCGGUGCCUGGCAAAGUUGUGGCCGCCUGUGAUGUUGUGCCUUAGUCCAUUUGUUUUAUCAGCAUUAAAAGAAUACUGAGUGAAGUGCUGUUUGAGUGCACUCGGCAUUUAUCGGCUGGCUAGGGCCUAGGGGCAUGUGGACACGUGGGGCAUCAGGCUAUGGAACCACUUUAUGGGUGCAUUGCAAGAGCAACGGACGCCAUCAGCUCAGCGUACUGCACAAGUCGACGCGCCGGGCGGUGUUGUGAUGGGCAGUCGGUGUGCCAAAUUGAGGACUCUAUCCGGCCUCCACCGCAUUGGUAUCAUAUUUCUAAGGGUGACGCAAAAAGCAUCUUCAAUAAAUGGCAGUUUCGGCAAACCCAAUGGUGGCUCCGUCCAGGGAAAGGCGGGUCACGCGGGUGUCUGGCUAUCGGCGUCGUUUGUAGGACCCCGACUGGUUUGUGGUGGUGAGCGGCCUCGUGAUAGUAGCGUCAAUUGCCCCCGGACAUGCACAUGACCUCUUCCGGGAAUUACUCAAGCGCAUGCACGACUAUCACGUGUGGCAUGGCCAGGCGACUGGAGCGUGAAGACAGGGUGAAGAGCGCAAUGGCGCCAAAUGCCAAAAUGUCCGGGCAGUCCAGCAACAUGUGCCCCGUCACAUUUCUGACCGGGCGGCUGCAUCCAUGGUGAAUAUCUAUGCGUCAAUAUAAUUGUCUGGGCUGUGCCCUUCAUCGCCAGGAACAGCUACCAUCUGCGUGUUACGUACAGUACUACG
Molecule: messenger RNA, 2968 nt
Organism: Chlamydomonas reinhardtii
Lineage: Eukaryota; Viridiplantae; Chlorophyta; Chlorophyceae; Chlamydomonadales; Chlamydomonadaceae
Exons: 4
Coding region: 385-1038 (217 amino acids)
Source: RefSeq, a predicted model, not a curated record